AUGGGUUCUGUGUUGCCUGCCGAAGCCUUGGUGCUGAAGUCGGGAUUUAAGCCUCCGACUUUCUCCCUCUCGGAGAUCAUCACGUCCGACAUCCUCCACAGUUUCCUGUACGGCCGCUGGCGGAACGUGCUGGGCGAGAACCUGCUCGAGGACAAGAGCAGCCCCGUGUGCCCCAAAACCGCCUUCACCGCCGAGGUGCUCGCGCAGUCAUUCUCCGGAGAGGUGCAGAAGCUGUCCAGCCUGGUGCUGCCGAGCGAGGUGGUGAUUGCGCAGAGCUCGGUGCCGGGGGAGGGGCUGGGCAUCUUCUCCAAGAGCUGGAUCAAGAGCGGCGCCGAGAUGGGGCCCUUCACCGGACGGGUCAUCUCCCCUGAACACCUGGACCUCUUCAAGAACAACAACCUCAUGUGGGAGGUGUUUAACGAGGACGGGACGGUGCGCUACUUCAUCGACGCCAGUCAGGAGGACCAGCGCAGCUGGAUGACCUACAUCAAGUGCGCACGCAACGAGCAGGAGCAGAACCUGGAGGUGGUGCAGGUCGGCAGCAGCAUCUUCUACAAGGCCGUGGAGACCAUCCCUCCUGACCAGGAGCUCCUGGUGUGGUACGGCAACACCCACAGCACCUUCCUGGGCAUCCCCGGGGUCCUGGGCAUGGAGGAGGAGCAGCAGAAGAAACACAAGAACGAUGAGCUGUCCCUGUGCGAGAGCUCUGCGGCGGCGGCGGCGUUAGCGUCGGCUAGCCGCAUGCGCUGCGUGAUCUGCCACCGCGGCUUCAACUCGCGCAGCAACCUGCGCUCGCACAUGCGCAUCCACACGCUGGACAAGCCCUUCGUCUGCCGCUUCUGCAACCGCCGCUUCAGCCAGUCGUCCACGCUGCGCAACCACGUGCGGCUGCACACCGGCGAGCGCCCCUACAAGUGCCACGUGUGCCAGAGCGCCUACUCGCAGCUGGCAGGCCUGCGCGCCCACCAGAAGAGCGCCCGCCACCGGCCACCGGGGGGCAGCGCAGGGCUCAGCGCAGGCGGGGUGGGGGUGGGGGUGGGGGUGGGGGUGGGGGUGGGGGGGGCUGUGGUGGUGGGCCUCCAGACGCACUCCCCUCCGCCGCCACAGAUGGCGCAAGUGCCACACCCGGCCUCCCUGGUGCAUCAUAUGCCCACUAUGGUGCUGUAG
Molecule: messenger RNA, 1167 nt
Organism: Sardina pilchardus (European sardine)
Lineage: Eukaryota; Metazoa; Chordata; Actinopteri; Clupeiformes; Clupeidae
Gene: prdm12b
Product: PR domain containing 12b
Exons: 5
Coding region: 1-1167 (388 amino acids)
Biological process (GO): regulation of gene expression; neurogenesis
Cellular component (GO): nucleus
Molecular function (GO): histone methyltransferase binding
Source: RefSeq, a predicted model, not a curated record